This is a messenger RNA of Trichomycterus rosablanca, 831 nucleotides long. RefSeq names its product ribosomal protein L6 (gene rpl6). Gene Ontology annotation, cellular component: cytosolic large ribosomal subunit; ribosome. Gene Ontology annotation, biological process: ribosomal large subunit assembly; cytoplasmic translation. The record is from RefSeq and is a predicted model, not a curated record. The transcript has 6 exons. Gene Ontology annotation, molecular function: structural constituent of ribosome; RNA binding. Lineage: Eukaryota; Metazoa; Chordata; Actinopteri; Siluriformes; Trichomycteridae. The coding region runs from base 22 to 801 and encodes 259 amino acids.
UUACUUCUAAUUCGGUUUCAGAUGGUCGAGGGCGAUAAGAAGAAGGUGGCCCCCAAGCGGCACUGCAGCCGCAACCCGGUGCUGGCCAGGGGCAUCGGCCGCUACUCCCGCUCGGCCAUGUAUACCCGCCGUGCCCUGUACAAGAGGAAAACCAGGGCACCUGAAACCAAGAUUGAGAAAAAGCUGAACGAGAAAGCCCCCACUACAGUGAGUAAAACUGUCGGCGGAGAUAAGAAUGGAGGCACCCGUGCCGUCAAAGUGCGCAAGAUGCCACGUUACUACCCUACAGAGGAUGUGCCCCGUAAGCUGCGUAGUCAUGGCACCAAGCCCUUCAGCCAGCACAGGAGGAAGCUGCGCUCCUCCAUCACGCCUGGAACCGUACUCAUCAUGCUCACCGGGCGCCACCGUGGAAAGCGUGUCGUCUUCCUCGAGCAGCUGGGUAGCGGCCUCCUCCUCGUCACCGGUCCGUUGGCCCUGAACCGAGUACCCCUGCGUCGUGCUCACCAGAAGUUCUGCAUCGCCACCACCACCAAGCUGGAUAUCUCCAGUGUGAAGCUGCCCCAGAACCUGAACGAUGCUUAUUUCAAGAAGAAGAGGCUCAGGAGGCCCAAGCAUCAGGAGGGAGAGAUCUUCGACACCGAGAAAGAGAAAUACCAGCUGACCGAACAGAGAAAGGAAGACCAGAAGGCAGUGGACGCUCAGCUGUUGCCCCUUAUUAAAAAGGUUCCUCAGCUGAAGGGCUACCUGCGCUCCCAGUUCUUCCUCUCCAAUGGCGUGUAUCCACACAAACUGGUUUUCUAAAGAAUUACAAUAAACCGCCUGUUCCAUUCA